Caretta caretta (loggerhead turtle) is the source of this 1548-nucleotide messenger RNA. The record is from RefSeq and is a predicted model, not a curated record. NCBI's taxonomy places the organism in Eukaryota, Metazoa, Chordata, Testudines, Cheloniidae.
AUGGGGGGGGGGAGGAUCCCCACGUGCCCUGCGCAGCCCCUGCCCAAACGCAGCUCCGGCCAGCGCCAGUCUCCUCCUCCUCCAGGCAGCGGCAGCCGGGCGGGACCGACGCGCCAGCAGCUGCGCCUCCCUCCCCCACCCCCUCCGGGGAGAGCAGGCGGCCUCCUCCGCCGGGCGCCGCGGCCUCACCCCGCCGCCCGGAGCGGGGCCUGCCCCGACACACACCCCCCCCCCCGGCACCGCGGCCGCCUCCGCCGCCACCCCCCCCCGGGGCUCGGCCCGGCUCGGCUCGACCCCCGCGGCCGGAUCGCUCCGCCGCCGCCCGCCGGGGAGACCCGGGGCCGUUCGGCCUGCGCGGCGCCCCGCUCCGGUCCCCCCCGCGGAGACUCGGGCCCUCCGCCCCGGAGGCUCGGGCCCCCGCGGCGCUCUCCCCGCCCGGUUACCGGGCCAGGCCGGCUCGGCUCCCCGCGCGGCGGGCUCGGGCGGACAAUGGCUGGCUCCGCCCGCCGGCUCCGCGGCUCGCCCCGCUCCGGCCCGGGGCGCUCGGCGGCCGCCGACGCGGAGCCGCCUCCCGAGGCUCCAGGGCAGGAGGGGGCGGGCGGGGGCAGGACUCGCCGCGCCGGAGCCGCUAGGGGCGGAGGCGGGGGGCGCCGCCGCGGCGCUGGAUGCCCGGCUGGGGGCGUCCGGGCAGCGCGUCCUCCCCGCACCGACCCCCGGGGAGCCCCGCUCCUCCGCCCAGCCCGGCCCGCCGGAGCCCCGCUCCUCCGCCCAGCCCGGCCCGGCGGGGGGCCGCAGCCCGGCGCCCGGCCGGCGGGGCGAGGAACCAGCCGGGGCACGCACCGGAUGGCGGGCGGGCGGGCGGGCUGGCGGCGGCCGGGCGGAGACGGCGACCUCAGCGGCCCCGGCGCGGAACUCACCGCCCCGGGGAGACGAACGAACGAACGAACAAACAACCGCCCAGCCCUGGAAACCUGCCCCCGGCAGCCAGCCGCCCCGGGAGCCGCCCGACCGGGGCCGCCCGCGUCCCGCUCCAGCCCCUCGUGCGGUCCCCCCCCUUGCCCGCGGAGCGGCAGCGCACACGAGGCGGCGGGCUGGCGGGCUCCCCCUCCCCUACCGCCGCCGCGGGUGCUCCAGGGGGCCCCGGUUCCGCAGCAGCCCGCUUUCCACCCACCCCGCUUUGUAAGCCCCGAUGCCCGGGCACGCCGAGGCUCAUGCAGCCGCCGCUUCCUGCAUAUGGCGAGAUCCCCGGGCCUCCCUCCUGCUUGCGGAGCGCGUGGAAAAUCCGCCUCGAUCUGCCCAGGCAGCCAGCACAAAAACCCCCCGCUUUACCCGACACGAAAAAAAAAAAAUCCCCGAGGCCCUCCGCUGCCUCCUGCCCCGAUCGCCUUCUCCUUACCGAGUCAGCCGGGCACCAGCCGAGUCUGCGACCGGGGGGGAGAAGCAGCAGCUGCAGCCAACCGCGCCACCGGAGCCUGUGGAGGAAACAAAGCGCCUCCUCCAGCCCCAGAUGGCGAACCAGAGCGUCGGCUAAUGGCGAGCUCCACAUGA